This is a messenger RNA of Salvia miltiorrhiza (redroot sage), 1185 nucleotides long. RefSeq lists its product as uncharacterized. The transcript has 4 exons. Gene Ontology annotation, molecular function: nucleic acid binding. The record is from RefSeq and is a predicted model, not a curated record. NCBI's taxonomy places the organism in Eukaryota, Viridiplantae, Streptophyta, Magnoliopsida, Lamiales, Lamiaceae. The coding region runs from base 1 to 1185 and encodes 394 amino acids.
AUGCGGCGCAAAGAUCUAACAACGGGAGAGAGAAACUCCAUAGUGCAGAUUCUGCUUGAAGACAGCCAUGGUGGGAAGCCAAAAAGGGGCAGAAUGCAGGUUGUCGCCGUCAAGUUUGCCGUUUGCCGUCGAACGGUGACUCGGUUAUGGACUGCUGCAAAAAACCAACAAGCACAAGGUCAGCAUAUUCAUAGUAGCAGAGGCAAAAUCAACAAACCAAGGCACAAGAGAGUUGAAAUAGAUCUUCAAUUAAUUUCAACAUUGGAGCUAAGCAAGAGAUCAACCAUUCGAAGGCUAGCAAGUGGAAUAAGUUGCAGCAAGAGCACAGUUGGGCGAUGGAUAAGCAAGGGUUUGAUCAGGGCUCAUACUAGUGCGAUAAAGCCCGACUUAACAGCCCCUAAUAAGUUGCUACGUCUAAGGUUUUCACUUGAAGCAAUCGAAUAUGAUAGAAUACUCAAGGUGCUUCAAUUCAAGAGUAUGCAUAACACGAUGCAUAUUGAAGAGAAAUGGUUUUAUAUAACCAAGUCAAAUCACAGGCCGUUGAUAGCCGAGGAUGGGACUAUACUCUUUGAUGGGAAAAUAGGUAUUUUCCCUUUCACAGAAUAUAUACCAGCCAAGAGGAAUAGCAAAAACAGGGAGAUCAUUCCUGCCAUUAAGGCCAAGUGGCCACAAUUUGCAAGUAGAGUGAUUUUUAUUCAACAAGAUAACGCGAAGCCUCACAUUAAAGAUAGUGAUCCGGAUUUUAGACAGGCUGCCAGCUCAGAUGGCUUUGACAUCAAGAUUGUUCAUCAACCACCCAAUUCACCGGAUACCAACAUCAAUGAUCUUGGUUGGUUUAGGGCUAUUCAAAGCCUACAAACUGAAUCAGUUUGUACCAACGUAGAUACAUUAGUGGAGGCUAUGAAGAGGUCAUUUGAUGAACUAUCUCCAACAACACUGAACAAGGUAAAAGGCCACAACAGCUAUAAAAUACCCCAUAUGGGCAAAGGAUCACUUAUUAGGCAAGGAGAAUUACCAAUCAACUUACAAGUUCCCCAUGAUCUAGUUAAUGAAGCUAUUAACUAUCUCAUGGAGAAUGGAAUUGUAAGUGGCAUGGAUCAUCUAAGGAAUGCACUUGGAAUAAGUUCAAUUUCCUUAGAUGAAGUUGAAUACCAAAUGGGACAUUUGGGUAUUCAAGUUCCAUGA